Messenger RNA from Phragmites australis (common reed), 1007 nucleotides. RefSeq lists its product as uncharacterized. The record is from RefSeq and is a predicted model, not a curated record. The transcript has a single exon. NCBI's taxonomy places the organism in Eukaryota, Viridiplantae, Streptophyta, Magnoliopsida, Poales, Poaceae. Bases 193 to 555 code for a protein of 120 amino acids.
CCGCGUCGCGUGAACCGAAGCGAAGCGAAGCCCGGCCUGGGUUUGCCACCACCAGAUAACCCUGCCCACAUGGUCCCUCCCCCACGUACUCCCACUGUAUAUUCACUUCGCCGCUUGGCGUCCGUCCGUCCAGGCGCAACGCACGCGCGCGCACGGAAGCCAGACGAGUUCACGUAGGCGGCUGGCCUAGCGAUGGCGCAGCGAGACGCGCGUGGCGCGGAGGCCAAGGCGCCCGGCGGUCGGGGGAGGAGGCACGUCGCCCUGGAGAUGGGCGGCGGUGAGCGGGCGGAGCGGGAGGCGAGGGCGACGUGGGCGUGCGUUGCGGCGGCGGCGGCUGUUGCGGGUGUGGGCCUCGCGGGGGCCGGGGUGCUGGUGUGGUGGGCGGUGGCGUUCCACCCGGCGCAAGAGCAGCUCUGGAUGGUGCCCGUCGGCCUCAUCCUCCUCGGCACGCCGCUCAUCGGCUGGCUCUCCCUCUUCGCCUCCGGCGCGUGCCGCUGGCUGGGGCGCCUCCGCGCCGGCGCUGACCAGCCCCCCGCCGUGGUCCCCGAGAGAUGAUCGAAGCGCGGGCGGCGGCAGCGAGAGCGCUCGGGGUGCAUGCAGAUUAAGCGGAACUGGUUGGCUGUACAUUUUUUUCUAGAUUUUUUUCCUUUUUAAUUUCCCAUGUUCUUCGUGUGGUCAUUUCGUGUGGUCAUUUCAGAUGACCGGGAUGUGAGCAGAGUGAGAGUGGAAUCUAAAGAACAGUUUGGUAGCACUACUACACUACCGCACUGAUUACAGUUGCUUUGAUAUGUUGCGCAGAUAAGUUUGGCUGUCACAUAAGCAUUGUUUGAAAGGCGGGAUUUCUAUUUAAAUACAAAAUCCUACGGAAUUCCCGCGCGGAAUUUCCAUUUAAAUACAAAAAUCCUACGGAAUUCCUGCGUUCAUGAAUUCUCCUUAUACAAUGUAUUUGGGUUUGGGAGGCUAAAACAAAUUCUUUGUGGGUGAAUUUUUUGGACUACCGGACAGUG